Molecule: messenger RNA, 4012 nt
Organism: Pogona vitticeps (central bearded dragon)
Lineage: Eukaryota; Metazoa; Chordata; Lepidosauria; Squamata; Agamidae
Source: RefSeq, a predicted model, not a curated record
CCACCAAGUCUCGCCCUCAGAACUCGCGAGAGAAUCUCUCCGCGACAGCAGCGCCCAGAAAAGGCUGCUUGAACACAAUGGAGCACUUAGGGACAGUGGACCCAGAAGAUGAUUCAGGAUUAUUAUCCCGCCUUGCACCUAGUCCUCACAGUGAAGCAGUUGCUCAUGAACUUCAGGAACUGUCCUUGCAGCCUAGCCAGUAUUUACCCCCACUCAAUGAGAGAAAGAAUGUACUUCAACUGAGGCUACAACAAAGGCGGACAAGAGAACAGCUGGUAGAUCAGGGAAUCAUGCCACCUUUGAAGAGCCCAGCUGCAUUCCACGAGCAGAUAAAGAGCUUGGAAAGAGCCAGGACUGAAAACUUUUUGAAGCACAAGAUCCGAAGUAGACCAGAUCGAUCAGAGUUGGUCAGGAUGCACAUACUUGAAGAAACAUUUGCAGAACCCUCCCUCCAGGCAACUCAGAUGAAAUUGAAGAGGGCACGCUUGGCAGAUGAUCUGAAUGAGAAGAUUGCUCAGAGGCCUGGCCCGAUGGAACUUGUGGAGAAAAACAUCCUGCCUGUAGACUCCUGUGUUAAAGAAGCAAUCAUAGCAAGAGAAGCAACAUCUCCAGCCACACCAACCUCCUCCUCUACCCAGCAUUCAGCAUUAACAUCAUCAGUACCUGAACUUCUGAAGUCAGCUGCUACAAAUCAGCACAGUACACGCUGUACAACUGCUGCUUCUGUUACUACAAAUACUACAUCUACAGCAAAACACUGCAUCGGGCCAACACUAAUAAAGCAACCCCACCCCAGGAAUCCAAAUGACAAGCCUCGAAGCAAGAAAUGCAAAGAACCAAAGCCCAAAGUGAAGAAGCUGAAAUACCACCAGUACAUCCCACCUGAUCAGAAAGGUGAGAAGAAUGAACCACAGAUGGAUUCCAACUAUGCUCGCUUGCUACAGCAGCAACAACUUUUCUUGCAACUCCAGAUCCUGAGCCAACAACAACAACACUACAACUACCAGACAAUCCUUCCUGCGCCUCUCAAGUCAAUUAAUGACAAUCAGAAUAACACUGGUAAUGCGUUACUGAAUACUUUGAGCAGUAGUACAUCUUCAGCAACAAGCAGCACACAAAAACCAAAUAUUCUCAACAGAAAACCAGGACCUCUACCUCCUAGUUUGGAUGACUUAAAGGUGGCUGAACUGAAAAUGGAACUAAAGCUAAGAGGGUUGCCAGUCUCUGGAACAAAAAUGGAUCUUAUUGAGCGUUUGAAAUCUUAUCAGGAUCUGAACAACAAUGCCGUCAGCUCAAGUAAUGCAGUGGUGGUAACACCUUCCUCUAACGGCACCACUAAUCCUGGCGAAGUAGCUGCAGUAUUUCCUGUUGCUACGUUAAAUAAACCAGCAGUUAGUUCUGUUCCCACCAGCUUUCCUUCUGAAACAAAUUCGGUUGGAAAUGGCAGCAAAUCAAUAUCAAUGGAAUGCAUCAGCUCCCCUUUGCCCGUUUCCCCACCUCCUUCGGAGCAAUCCAGUUUGAGCACUGAUGACACUAACAUGGCAGAUACUUUGACAGAAAUUAUUACUAUGAUGUCCCCCUCACAGCUCCUGGGUACCUCACCUCUUAAGCUGACCGCAAGUGACAAUGAUCACAGUAGUGGAAGCAUGGCAAAUAUGGAACUUGACGUGGCAGAAAAGGACCGUAAACUUCAAGAGAAAGAAAAGCAGAUUGAAGAGCUCAAAAGAAAACUGGAACAGGAGCAGAAACUUGUAGAAGUGCUGAAAAUGCAACUCGAGGUGGAAAAGCGGGGCCAGCACCAGCAGUCUCAAGCCUCAGCUAAUGUAGCAGUGACUUUGAGUCAGAAGCGUGUGAGUCCUGGUGUCAAAGAAGAAGGCACUUUAGCAGAUUGCUCUGAUGCAAGACAAUCAAUACCUGAAGCCAACUCUUCUUUAGGACAGGGAAUGUCAGUGGAUGUCCAGAACGUUGUUGCCAAAAAGGCUGUUGUUAUCAAGCAUGAAGUCCCUUUGGCCAAAGCUGAACCGCAUAACGUUUUAUCUCAGUUCUGUGUAAAUUCCCAGAGACAGCCACAAAGUGCUGUCAUUGCUCAGCCUCAGGCGCUACUUACUGCACAAGGAACAACACAGCUGCUACUUCCACUCUCUCUCCAGGGUCCAAAUUCAGCCACUCCAGUGCAGCUAUCUCUAGGCAAUAUCCAGGUACAGGUCCAUCCACAAACAGAAAUUCCAAGCAUGGCACAUGUAUCUUCUUCCUCUAAUUUACCAUGUUCAACAGAAAAUGUUCCGCGGAUACACACUUCAGUACCCAAACAAAAUGCUUCCUCACAACAUGCACUUGGCGACACCCCACAAAACAGAAAGGCAUUCUCUUCUACCUCACCAAAUGCAGUGUUUUCCUGUCAGAAUGAGUCUGUUACAACUCAGCAGCAACCCUUGUUUAAUCAGGCAACAAGCACCGCAGUUCACUCAGGAAACCAGGGGCCUUUAGUACAAAAUGGACCCAUUGCCCCUCUAAAGCCUGCCUCCAUGUCUCAGCCUCAGCAGUACACUUUAGAACAAGUUCUGUUCAACAAUUCAGUUACCAUGAAAAAAGAUCCCCCACGCUAUGAAGAAGCCAUCAAACAGACACGCAGCUUGCAGGCUUCUCAACAAGAGGUUUCUGGCGCACACAGCCAGCAAAUGGAUGACCUUUUUGAUAUCCUUAUUAAGAGUGGAGAGAUUUCCAUGCCUACCAAGGAAGAACCUCAUCUAAUUUCCAAAAUGAGACCAGUUACUGCCAAUAUCACCAUGAUGCCCGUGAACACAGUGGUGUCACGUCCUCCACCACAAGUCCAGACGGCCCCUCCACUCUCCUUGGAACUAACAAGCAAUUUCUCUGUAUCUCUAGAAAACCAACUAGAAGCCCUCUUGGAAGGAACUCUGCCUUCGGGGAAUGAAAUGGUUCAAUUAGCAAGCAGUAAUGAAGAGAGAGAGUCUUUGUCUCUUAUCGAGGACCUUCAAAAUGAUCUUCUAAAUCACUCUGAUAUUCUAGAUCACUCACAGUCACCUAUGGAAACUUCUGAUUCUCAGUUCAGUACUACUCAUUCCUGUUUAUCUCUUGACCUUCCAGACACAAAUUUAGACAACAUGGAGUGGUUAGACAUUACAAUGCCAAACACAUCAUCGGGAAUAACACAUCUCAGCUCAGCUAGUCCAAGCAUGUUCUCAACAGAUUUUUUUGAUCCACAGGAUCUACAGCUGCAUUGGGAUUAAUGGAAAAAGGCAAGGCCUACCUGACCAUAAUUUUUAAAGAUGUAUUUUGCUGUAUAGGUCCAUUGCUUCACUAUAUUAGUUUACAAGACCAUCUUUAAAAUGAUCUUCAGGGAUUAAAAAAAAUCGAAAGCAUAAACAGUAAAAAAAUUGUAAACUGCUAUGGUUGGUCAAAGUAUGAAAAGAUGGCUUUGUAAUCCUGUGAAAAUUUAUCACUGGCUAGGAAGAAGGGAAAAGAAGCAAGAUUGCAAUUCAUUAUCAAGAGGAAUUGUUCACUGUAUUUGGAAAAAGAAAUAAUGGUUGGAAUCCAGUAAUAAGUGACAGGCAGAGUAGGCCUUGGAUACCCAAUGUGGUGUAGUGAAUAGAGUGAGGGACUAGACUCAGGAAGCCUGGCUUCAAAUCUCUGCUGAGCUGUGGAAAUGUGCCUGGGUGCGUGGAACCAGUAAAUAACACUAAUAAAUAUGUGCCAUCAGGUCAGUUCUGAUUUAUGGCGACUCUUCAAGGUUUUUAAGGUAGAGAAUACUCAGAAUUGGUUUCUUCUGGGGUUGCCCUUGAAUUGGGCGUGUAGGCUUUACUUGCAGGAUGAUGGAAUCAAAUUCUCAACCUCUGGUACUGCAGCCAGAUACUGAAAGUAUCAGCUGUCCGGUGAGCAAAACUGUGAAAGCCAUUUCUUAAACAUCACACUUACCUGAAAGCCCUCUUAGGGUCACUGUAAGUUGGUUCCAGCUUAACAACAUAUAACAACAAAAAUAGGCCCAUUGAAU